AUCCUCUGUCCGAAGCCUGUCCACAUCCGAGCUACCAUGCAGCAGCGCUACCCGGCUCCCUACGGCGAGAGGAUGUCCCCCAACCAGCUCUGCAACGUACCGAAUUCUUCCCUCUUGGGCCACCCGUUCCCCCACAGCGUCUCCCCCGUCCUCACCCACCUGCAGAGAGCAGAGCUGCUGGGAGGAGCCCAGGUAAAGCCUCCUUCGCUCCCUUCCGGCGCUUCCCUGGCCCCUGGGUCCGCGUUUCUCCUGGCGUGGCUGCGGGAGCUGAACUACUUCCAGAAGCUGGAGAAGCUGUCGGCAGCGGAGGAAGUCCACGGCGACGGUCCCAAGAAGGAACGCACUAAACUCAUCACACCUCAGGUGGCGAAGCUGGAGCACACCUACAAGCCAGUGCAGUUUGAGGGCUCGCUCGGAAAGCUGACGGUCUCCAGCGUGAACAACCCCCGGAAGAUGAUCGACGCCGCGGUGACCUCCCGCGGGCUAGCGGAUCCCAUCGGAGAUCCCUGCGCCCCGCCGUGAUCGCCGUCUCUCCUGCAGACGUACAGCCUCCUCCUGGACGUGGAGGACUACGAGAGACGCUACCUCCUGAGCCUGGAAGGCGAGCGGCCGGCCCUGAUGGGCGAGAGGAAGCAGAAGAUCUGCGAUAUGUACGACAAUCUGAGGGGGAAGGCGCCCGGGCAGGAGAGGCCGAGUGACGACCACUUCAUGCAGAUCAUGUGCAUCCGGAAAGGGAAGCGCCUCGUCGCCCGGAUCCUCCCCUUCUUGUCACCUGAGCAAGCGGCCGACGUCCUCAUGGCGACGGCCAGGAACCUGCCCUUCCUCAUCAAGAAGGACGCUCAGGACGAG
Molecule: messenger RNA, 849 nt
Organism: Opisthocomus hoazin
Lineage: Eukaryota; Metazoa; Chordata; Aves; Opisthocomiformes; Opisthocomidae
Source: RefSeq, a predicted model, not a curated record